Messenger RNA from Parathielavia appendiculata, 3417 nucleotides. RefSeq lists its product as uncharacterized. The transcript is spliced from 4 exons. The coding region runs from base 171 to 3080 and encodes 969 amino acids. Gene Ontology annotation, molecular function: GTPase activity; microtubule binding; GTP binding. The record is from RefSeq and is a predicted model, not a curated record. Lineage: Eukaryota; Fungi; Ascomycota; Sordariomycetes; Sordariales; Chaetomiaceae. Gene Ontology annotation, cellular component: membrane; microtubule; cytoplasm.
CCACUUGCAGAGCGGGUGUCACCUUUCUUUCCGAAUGUCCUCGUUCUGCUCACUGUGCACAACGGCCGUCCUUUCGUUCCACUGGAAUCACAGCCUUGUCAGCGAUUAUUGGCAGGCAUCGGUUGUGAAUACUUCGGUUGGUCAAAAGAGCAAAGCCGACUGGAUUCAGGAUGCAAGUUAAGCAAGAGCCGGGUUCUGGCUCAAUGCCAAAUGGCGCCGGUCGGUCCCGAUCAAUGAGGACGCCAGAUUCGAUCUUGGAGGCGCAGUAUGCGCAAUCUGAGACGCCUAGUGAGCGUGUUCAGCGGCGGCGCCACAUGCGAUCUGCUGCCCCGAGUGUCGAUACGAGAAUCCGGCCGUCUUCCGCUUCUGGGCCUCAAGUGCUUGAGGAGGAAGACGAAGACUGCGUGAUGAUGGAGGUUAGGCGCGGGCCAAAGCUUGAGAACGCCGGCGUCCUUCCAGUUGGUCCGCAGAGCUUCCAAGCCUCAUUUAAUGGGGCGGCGAACCGCGCCCUUCGGGACAUCGGCCAAAAAUCCAAGUACAUCAUCGAUGCACUUGGUGAGCUCCAAGCCCGGGGGAUCCAACACGUUGCGAGCCUACCGGAAUUGGUACUCGUCGGCGACCAAUCCUCCGGAAAAUCCAGCUUGAUGUCGGCCAUCGCCGGGCUUACUCUCCCUCGGAGCUCCGGAACGUGCACCCGUUGUCCAAUCCACAUUCGAGUCUCGCGUGCCGACGAGUUUUCCUGCCGAGUCUUUCUGAAGCUGGAUUACGAGUACUGUCCGCCAAACCAUCAAAUCACGGAGCGCGAUGUCACGAACGCAAACAAGUUUCCGCCUUGGGUGAAGCUGGACCCCAGCCGGCAGGCUCGCCGGGAGUUCAAGACCGUGAGAGAUCAGUCCGAUUCGGAGGAGAUUGAGACCGUUCUCCGCUGCGCUCAGGCGGCGAUUCUCAAUCCCAGCACACACUGCCAGUUCUUCAUCCCGAAGCUGAAGGGCGAAGCACCCGAGAGUACACGGGAACAGCUCUUAGAACAAAUCAAAAAGAAGGAGGAGAGGGCCGAAGCCCAAUUUUCGCCCAACACCGUCGCGUUGGAAGUGAAGGGACCCGAACUCGCGGAUCUUAACUUUUAUGACCUCCCUGGCGUCUUCAUGACGGCCAGACGUGCUGAAGACACCUUUCUGGAGAAGGCUGUCCAAAAUCUGACACGCGAGUACAUCUCGCGCCCGAGCGCCAUCAUCCUCUGCGCCGUGCCGAUGAACCAAGAUCCGGAAAACUCGCUGGCGCUAAAGAUGAUCAGGGCUCUGCGGGCCGAAAACCGCUGUCUUGGGAUAAUGACGAAGGCAGAUCUGCUUCCGAAAGACGACCAUGCCGCUUCGAACUGGAUUGCCAUGCUCAACGGCAGAGCUCACAAAACAGGGUUCGGCUACUUCAUUACCUCGCGCCAGGGUAGCGACCUGGAGGAGCAAAACAAGAUGGAGGAGGCCUUCUUCAAUCGUACCGCAGACGAAACGGGUCAAUGGCCAGACGCGUUCGACGAUUUCAAGGAGAAGUGUGGCGUGGACAAGCUGAAAGACUAUCUGUCGCUGAAGCUCUCGGAGGAGUUCUCGAAAAUCCUUCCUGAAGUCAAGGAGAAGGUUAACACACGUCUCCUGGAUAUUGGCCAUCAGCUCCAGAACUACCCUGACCCCCCGCCGAACCCUGAGCUGGAGGUCAUGAAGAGCCUCGCCGAGUUCACCAUUCGGGUCAAGGACAGGGUCAUGAGUCAGGCUUUCAUGAGCAACUGGGACGGUCAGAUUGGGGAACCGUUCAAAAAGCACAUCAUCAAUCAGAAGCCGAGAUUCAACGUGAAGGAUCACGUCAAGCCAUCAAAACCGCCAGUCAUCAUCGACCUCGAUGGCGACAGCCCUACGAGCUCGCCCACGAUUCGGAAGCGCCCCGCAACCGGGAUCGAUGCGCCCCAAUCCACCUCCAAGCGGCAGCGUGGCCAGCAGACGAAUGGCGUUGUCAAAACCGAGACGCCCGACCGCCCUGGGUUCCCCUCCACUCCUCAACAUGUCAGGGGCAUGACGCCGGCCGUGACACCCACGCGUGGUCCCAGGUCGUCGAAGAGCCUCAUGGACAUUCGCAAUUUGAUCAGGCGAGCCGCCAUCCCCGGCCAGCCUGGUCUUGUGUCCGCGAGUGUCUAUGAGCCUCUCUACACAGAGUCGGCUAGGACAUGGGCCUCUCACCUCGAGACCUUCAUUAGAGACACAUUUCAGUUUCUUCAAGCCGAGAUUAUGCGCAUCCUCGACGCCUCUUUUGCUCAUUUGAAGAAUCGCGCCGUCUACAAGGAAUCGCUCGAGCACAUGCGCGUGUUUGUCGAGACCCAAAAGGCGGAGCUGCGCGCGCAGCUGCAACUCAUCUACAGCUUGGAAUCCAAGCGCCUGUUCACCAAAGACGAGGAGGCGCUGAAGCGCAACCAGGCGGCCGAGCGGAGCAUCCUGGUCCGGCACCGCAACCACUUCCGCAUUGCCGCGCACAACGGCGAGGAGCUCUGUACCGUCCCUAAGGUGGAGGACAUGACCGACGAGGAGCGGAAGCAGGAGGAGAGCAAGAUGGCCCGCGAGCUCAAGAACCUUGGCCCGGACCCGUUCGAGCCCGAACUGAAUGUCGCCGCGUAUAUUAGGGGGUAUUACCUGACGGCGGCUAACCGGUUCGUCGACUACGUCUCGAUCCAUGUCAUGUCAGGCCUGCUGCCGCGCGUCGCAUCCGUAAUCGAGACGUACCUGCACGAGAAGCUCGGCCUGACGGGCCAGGUGACCACGCAGGAAGUGCUGCAGCGCCUGAUGUCGGAGGGGCCUGAGAUUGAGCAGAAGCGGCGCGAUCUGAGGGCCGAGAAGGAGACGCUGGACGGCGCCAUGGACAUCAUCGUCAACCUGGAGCGGCGCGAGGCGGCUGCGGCGGCUGCUGCAGCGUCGCAGUACACCAACGGGUUUGAUGCAUCCCAAGCUGAUACCAUGGUCAAUCUGGAGGCGGGACACCCGAAUGGCGUUGGCGGCGAUCGAGGCACGGUCUACUCUGCCACGGCGUAUGGGGAUGCGUGAGAACUCUGCGCGAUUACAUAGCCGGGGGAGAUAUCCUUCGCUUCCCUUUUUUUUUAUAUUUCCCUGUUCUUUUUCCUUCUCUUUGGCCCUGGGCCGGUUGUGUCGGACUGGUACGGGUUUGGUGGGGUUACCUCCUUUCUGGAAUGACGAAACUGGCUGUCGUCAACAGGCUGAUAUCUGUUGGUCUUGGAAUGAGUCGGGUGCUUUUGGGUGGAUUUGUGCAUACCUCCUCGGCACAUUGCCAAUUUUCUGUUCUCGUGGAUUUGGUUGAGCAGGAUCAGGGUGGAUGUACCACGCUUUCUUGUUUAUUGAUCUGAAAAGGGGCGACGCCAAGAAC